Messenger RNA from Toxorhynchites rutilus septentrionalis, 4951 nucleotides. Its product is annotated as serine-rich adhesin for platelets. The record is from RefSeq and is a predicted model, not a curated record. The coding region runs from base 1178 to 4030 and encodes 950 amino acids. Lineage: Eukaryota; Metazoa; Arthropoda; Insecta; Diptera; Culicidae. The transcript has 4 exons.
CUGAACAAGAAGAAGAGCAGAAGAGUAGCAGUAGCAGCAAAAGAAGAAAAAUUAUAUUGCCCUAGACAUUUCAUGGUGCGAUUUGUCGUUUUCGCGUUGAUUUUUCAUUGUGUGAUCGAAGAUUCAUUCGCGAAAUCAGUCAAAAGAAACGUUCAGAUCGGCGGCAGAUUGACGGCGAUCUGUCGAAACAGUUGUGUCGCGAUUUCCAGUGCAUGUGUGCAGCAGAAAGUGUUUUUCCCGUUUUUCUACCAUCUUCCUCUUUCUCUUUUUGGUGUGUGAUGGUGGCGCAGGAAGUAUAAAUCUCUGCCAGCGCUAGCAGAAAAGAAAAGCAGACCCACGAUUAGAAGAGCACUUCAAAUGAUUUGCUAAUGUAGUCGGAAAAAAGUUAGUUUCUCGAGCGGAGGAUAUAUUUUUUUUGGUAAAUAUACUGCCCAUGAAGCGGAGAAAAUUUCGAUCAGAAAGGCUUGUGAGAUUUUUUCUCUGCUAAUGAGCAGUACUAGCAGUACCUGCUCAAGGAAGAGGAGGUGAAGGGAAAAUUUCUGACUGACAGAGAAAGACAGUACGAAAAAAAAGUUCGCGGAGUACCCCUCGAUAAUAAGAGGAAUCAGACCGGGAAGAAGAAGUAGUAAGACAGAACAAGAAGAAAACGGAUAACUCUUGGAAGGCCUCUGAAAGCAGGGCGAGAUACAAAGAAUUUCGAAGCGUUUAUAUUGCACUGCUUUCGGUUACUUAUUACGGUGCUAUUUCAUUACUUUCCGAGAGUGGAGUUUAUCUGCACUGUCCUUCAAGUUGGCGAUUGUUCCGUAAUAUUGCAAAAAAUAAAGAGGAAUAAAAUCAAACGAAAAUUUAAAAAAACGGAACAGUAACAUAACACGGAAUUGCAGUUUGUGUUUGCGUGCGCUUCUAUAUGUGUUCUGUGCCUGGUGCUCGAAUGUAUUUGUGUGGAUCCCAUGUUCAUAUGAGGAGCGCAGCAACAAAAGCAGCGAGGGAGCGAUAAAGGCCAAAACUGACAGCUGAAGAUAUAUCUGAUCAGAGCCAGCAUCGAAGCACAAAUUUGACACCCCUCUUCUGGAAGGGUAACAACAACAACAACAAUAAUAAUAAUAAUAAUAGCGACACUAAAAUUAACAGAAACAAGCCCCUCUGGCCCCGGUUGUCGUCAAAUGUGCUGCUGGAAAUGAUUAAUACAAAGGACGAAGUUGUAAACUGGUUCAAAGAGUUAAAGAGCUACAACCGGAUAGAUACAAUGUGCACCUUGCUCAAUAUGUGCCUUCCAUUUGAGCUACGCUUCUUGGGGACCUGUCUUGAGGAGCUUGGUCGGCGUGAUGCCCAGGAACUGCGAGGCAUCGAACUGCGGGUCAACAAUCCGCAGGAAUUCAUCUCGGACAUUGCUUCCUGCCAAAGCGGAGAACCCACGGAUCGCAAGCAUCGCCGGAAGAUGGCUCUUUUUCUUGCACUGGUACGAGCCUGCAAUCACACUUGUGUGAACGAGCUGUUCAAAACGCUCGAAGGAUGGGGUACAAGGGACUUUGUCAAACUUUUCGACGAAGAUGUGCUGCAGGAAUUGCUGCUGGUGUAUACGAUGGCCACCAAUCAUCCGGUGUUUUCGUUUGAACAACGCAUGAAAUGUGGUGACAUAUUCAACAAGCUGAAGACGUGCGAGCUGAAACCAAGCAAUCACCAGGAUGCGGACAGUUUGACUAAUUCUACGCCACCACCUGUUGCAGUGGGAACAUUACUGGGAAUGGCACCCGCAGUUCCGCAACAACAACAGCAGCAGCAGCAGCUUUCGGUACCACAUCAACAGCAGCAACAGAUUGCGAUGCAGAUUCCGCUGCCGUCCCAACAAACGGGACCACCUCCGCCUCCCCAGCAGGCCCCGAUACCGAUCCCGGGUUUUCCGCAGGGUGCGAUAGCGCAGAUGAUGUCCGGAGAUGGCAGCAUUCCUACCCACAUGUCAGUCGAGGGCCUCCAGCAGAUGCAGAUGCAGAUACCUCAAGACUUUACGAUGCCACCGCCGUCGGCCGUACCGCCGCAUUGGACGCUUCGCAAUCCGGUGUUCCAGGUGGGACUAGAUACUUCGUUUCCACCACCUUCCUCGUCACCACAUCUGAGCAAUCCUUCGUCACCGAUCCACAGCCGUACGGCAAGCCCGACGCGUAUUCCAGCCAGCAGUGUGCAGCAUCGAAUCAGUCGAAACCAGCAACCAACACCCGGCGAGCAGCAGCACACUCAGCGUCAGCAGCACCAGCCCCAGCAUCAUCAGCAGCAAGAUCUUCGAGAGCGCGAAUCACAACAGCAACAGCAACAGCAACAAUCGUUAAAAUUAGUUGACGAGUCAUUACUAUUGAAUGUAGAUCAGACAACAGCUUUGACUCAGCUGCAGCAGCUUCGUAAUGGUUAUCGACCUAGCCAUAAUACCCUUCCGCGGCAGUCGAACAAGCAGAGCUACGUUAACCAGAUUCAAUAUCAUCAUCAGCAGCAACAGCAACAAUCUCACCAACAGCAGCAGCAGCAAUCCAACUUCCACGGAAUAAAUACCGGAAUGGCGGGGUUGUCGUAUGCGUUGAAUAAUACAAGUCUGAUUGAUUUGACGCAGAAAUCGAGCAGCGAUUCGGGUAGUUCGGCAGGAGAUAUUUCACCUCCGGAAACUCCUGGUCUGAACACGGGCCCCUCGAACAACAUUGGCGGAUUAAUUCGGAGUAGAUCGUCGAAUAUGGGUAGGAUCAAUGGGCGUCCGGACAAGCAGCAACAGCAGCAAUUAGGUAGUACUGUGAUAUAUACUCAGACAGCAGCUCAGCAGCAGGCAGUGGUUCAGUCCCAACAGCAGCAGUUCGUCGGCGGUAAUAACGAUAUAAUGGUAACAUCCGCUACACAAAAUUUAAUUAGCAAUAGUAAUAAUAAUAAUAAUACUAUGAAUAAUAGCAAUGGAAAUAACAAUAGCGUAUUGUCAAGCGCUGUAUUAUUAGGAGCCCCGACGCAAACGGCUGGCGGCACAAACAUUGUGCUGAGCUCGCAGCCGCAGUUUACCGCUCCGUAUCCACCAUAUCAUACAGCGCAUUUGACUGCAACGCGACCUGCCCUGAUUUCGGCCCACACGGCGACGGCGCUUCCGCCAGGCACUGCAUUCCGACCGCCAGCAGCUGCAUAUCCCACGAUGCAGCACAAUGGAGAGAUUCUUUACCCAUACACGGCCCAAGUAACAGCCGUUGGUGGAGGAGGAGCUACCAUAACAUUUCUGCCACCAUCUGCUGCAGCCCCAGUAGCGGCUGGUACACAGUCCCUCCAAACAAUCCGAUCAGCUGUGUCCACCCAGCCGCCUCCACCACCCCAGCAACAACAGCUACAAUCGCCUCAGACACAACCCCCGCUAAUACAACAACAGAAAGUGCCCGCAGCUUACACGCCCCCUGCUGUCGUUCCACCGUCGCACCCGCCAAAUGCAACCACACCCACAGGCUUAUACUCUCCGCUGUCCUGCUUUAACUGUGGUUCCCAGAAACACAGCGGACUAGACUGCCAGGAAUCUUCGAUGGAGGACGUUACUCGAAACUCGAUCUAUAAGCUCGACUACAAUGCGUCGAUUGCUGCUUCCCAGCAGCAGCAGAUGGCGGCUGCCGUUGCCGCCGGUACGAUACCGGGGACGUCUCUAUCCAACAACGUUACACUGGUGGCCGCCAUGACAGGAUCAUCGCCGGCUUCUUUACCUUCAUCCGCCUCCUCCAUAUCGUCUCUGCCGUUGGCAGUGUCGUCUUCUGUCGUUUCUUCAGCCUCUUCAGCGUCUUCAUCGUCGUCGUCGUCAUCGUCCUCUUCAUCGUCUUCGUCCUCUUCGUCUCUAGCGUCAUCUUCAGUUUCGUCUUCGAUGACGACACUGCCACUACCCCUUCCGCACCAACCGCCACAGCACGGAUCCAAUCUUAUUAGCAGUAGUAGUAGUAACAAUAGUUCGCUAGACGCCUCAACAUCUGUUUCAACACAAACAAUAAAUAAUCAAACGGAUAGCAGUAGUAGUAGCACUAUCAGUAAGUGAUUAUCAAUCUAAACUAAUCUUAUUAAAAUGAAGAAGUAAAAAAAACAACACAUAUUGUAUAAGAAGAACAACUAAUUUAACGUAAAUAGCGAGUAUACUCUCCAGAAUGGAUAAAAUCUAAACAGAUGUAGAAAACAAAUACACACACACAUACAUGCAGAAAAAAAGGCAGUCAGUUAAAAAGGGACACACAGCUUGUGCGAGAGGAAUGGUUAUGUUAUUAUGAUUACUAUCCAAAUUCAUGCAGCGGAGCAAAAAGGGAAAUAAUUGUUGGACCUUCAAAACGUGCUCCUAUCCGAUAAUCGAUUGGGAGCGAUUGGUAAAGUUAGUUUUGGCAAAAUUAGUAACACUGGUGGAAACGUUGUGUGCCAUUUUCUUCAUGGAAUUUUAAUCUAGAUUCACAUUACGUGAGAACAAAAAUUUUUAAACAAUAGUAUAGAGAUGUAUAAGCAAACGAAGAUUCGAAAAGAAAAAAAAAUGUUAGGAAAAGGAAGGAAUUUCUGAAGCAAAGCUUUGACAGAGAAAUAUGAUAGGGGUAAUAUAGGUAGGAGCGCGGACUGAAGGAAAUCUUACUGACCAAGAUGAUACAGUAGUAGCUAAAAUGGCUUUGAUAUUUUUAUCAUGGGUUUUAGAUAUGAUACAAUACCAAUAAUGUGUAUCCAGAAUAUUUAUUUUCAUAUAUUUUCCAUUAUUUUUUAUAUUUUGCCAAUUAUUACUAUCGCUUCCAAGAUUCUAUCAUCAGCUCACAAUUUAUAAGCUAACUACUUAUUAAUUUGUCGAAUUCUGCUCUGCAUGCAGAUUGAAAAAAAAGUGGAAGAUGAAGGUCAAGAGUGAAUGGAACACAUUUUUAAUGUUUAUUUAAAUUUAGUUAUGAUUUAAAUGUAAUACAGUGUAAAUGUACUUGUUGAUACGGUUAAGAUA